Photinus pyralis (common eastern firefly) is the source of this 3312-nucleotide messenger RNA. RefSeq names its product activin receptor type-2A (gene put). Gene Ontology annotation, molecular function: activin receptor activity; activin binding; metal ion binding. The record is from RefSeq and is a predicted model, not a curated record. The coding region runs from base 313 to 1905 and encodes 530 amino acids. Gene Ontology annotation, cellular component: plasma membrane; activin receptor complex. Gene Ontology annotation, biological process: activin receptor signaling pathway; cellular response to growth factor stimulus; protein phosphorylation. The transcript has 11 exons. NCBI's taxonomy places the organism in Eukaryota, Metazoa, Arthropoda, Insecta, Coleoptera, Lampyridae.
UACCUGCAAGUUGUAUUUUUAUGUGUAUUUUAUAGUAAAAAAUAAUUGUUGAUAUGUGAAAGGCAAAAGUUUAUAAAAUAUUACAAGUUUUUAUUUGAUUUCGCAGAUUGGAGGAAACUUAUUUUGCUUUUGUACCGUUUUCGGAAUGUAGAGAGGUGAAGUAUGGUCUAAUAAUAGCAAGAAAUGCGGACGUUUGUGUUUUAAAAUACGUGACCUGGGACAAGCUGUCUAAAUGUUUGUGUUUUAAAAAUAACACGCAAGAAAAAACUUAUAACCUUUUUGCAAAUUUAAAAUUAGACUACCGAAUUUAAAAUGCGUUCCUUAUGUACUUUCUAUCAAGAGAAAAUCUAUUUUAUAAUUUAUUCGUUUUUAUUUUUAAGUAGCUUUGUGAGAAUGAUGAGCGUUUCUAAUGAUCGAAUUACGACCCGUUGCGAAUUUUAUAAUCAGACCAUGUGUAACGAAGCAAAUGGUGAUGGAGGGAGGAGUUGUACAAGAGAGGAAGAAUGCGAAGCUCAAGGUGAUGGUAAACGUAGUCACUGUUACGUUGUAUGGAAAGGGGAUGAGAAUGGGAACCUAAAUCUUACAUUGAAGGGAUGUUUCUUGAAUAACGAAGAUUGCUAUAAUAAAACGGCAUGCGUAGAAAGAGCGCAAAAACCAAAGAACAGCUAUUUGUUUUGCUGUUGUGAAGGAAACAUGUGCAACCAAAAUUUCACUUGGGAACCAGCACCCACAGAACCAACCCCUGUUAAAGCGGUAAACCCAGUUUCAAAUCAGAUGGAUAAUAUUUAUCUGCCAAUAGGGAUAGUUAUGAUUGCAGUUCUCUUGGGGGUUAUUGGCGGUUUUGUAGUUUAUUGGCUUUAUAGAAGACACAAACAUGUUUUUAAUGAGUGGGGUCUGCCAAGUAUGGAACCUCAUCCUCGUCCCCCACCUUCUCCAUACCUCGAUUUAAGACCUAUACAGUUGGUGGAAAUAAAGGCACGAGGUAGAUUUGGUGCUGUUUGGAAGGCGUAUCACAAGACAGAAGAGGUCGCAGUGAAGGUGUUUCCCAUACAGGAUAAACAAUCUUGGUUAUCGGAGCAGGAAAUUUACAAGCUGCCGUAUAUGGAUCAUCCAAAUAUACUUCAGUUCAUCGGUGUCGAGAAACGAGGCGAUAAUCUUCAGGCGGAAUUUUGGUUGAUCACGGAAUAUCACGAGAGAGGUUCUUUGUGCGAUUUUUUAAAAGCCCAUACUCUUACAUGGUUGGAACUUUGUCGAAUUGCAGAGAGCAUGACUAUGGGUUUAAUGCAUCUGCAUGAGGAUGUUCAGGGAAAACUGUCGGACCAGCUGGUAAAACCAGCAAUUGCACAUCGGGAUUUUAAAAGUAAAAAUGUACUACUCAAAAAUGACAUGACCGCUUGUAUAGCCGAUUUUGGCCUAGCUUUGAUAUUCUAUUCGGGAAAAUCCUGUGGUGAUACUCAUGGUCAAGUUGGCACGAGAAGAUAUAUGGCACCUGAAGUACUGGAAGGAGCUAUUAAUUUUACAUCAGACGCCUUUCUACGAAUUGACAUGUACGCAUGUGGAUUAGUUUUAUGGGAACUUGUCUCAAGGUGUACUGCGCAAGAUAGUCCUAUAUCCGAAUAUAGAUUACCGUUUGAGGAGGAGGUGGGACAGCAUCCUACACUGGAAGAUAUGCAAGAAUCAGUUGUUCAACGCAAAGUACGACCUACUAUUCAACAAAAUUGGCGAAAUCAUCCGGGAUUGGCCGGCAUUUGCGAUACAAUGGAGGAAUGUUGGGAUCACGACGCAGAAGCUAGAUUAUCGGCGUCGUGCGUUAUGGAACGAGUUAUCAUGCUGAGACGAUAUCAAAACACAUCUACGGCGAUGCGUAUAGAGAAUGACAGUCCGUUGAAAGAGAAUAAUAUGUAGAGAUUUUAUUUCAGUUGCACGAAAGUCUUGUAUCUACAAUGGCCUGCAGCGCAAUGGCAGCAUUGUGUCUUAACCACACUUGUCUACUACAUAGAAAUGACCACAAUGUAUUGUUAAUUUAAUUGAAACUAGUAUUGUGUUCAUAAAACAUAUGAUGCCAAAAUGACUUCUAGACUAUAAUGUGGGACGUAGUUGUGCAUAGGAAUUAUUAUUACCGACGUGCCAAACAAUAGAACUGAUUUUUUUUAUAGAUAUCUUAAUGGAAUAUCGUUUACCUGGAUCAUUUUUCUCUGUUUUGCCUGUGGUGGUUGGGACGCUUUUGUAAUAUAUAACUUGCAGAUUAAUUACGUUUGUUAUGAAGGAUACAACACUAAUAUAUUGCGUUAAAUUGGCGUUUCCAAGUAGGUUUUAUGUAUUUUAUUAUUGAUCAUAAAGGGUACUUUACACUUUGCCGACAGUUCUGCACAGUUCAAAAAUAAGGCAAGUGUGUAUAGUAUCUCAGUUGUCUUUGUUAUUAUGGUUUGACUAGUUGCUCAAGUUUUUUUUUAAUAUUGUGGAAUACCAUAGAGCAGAGAAUCUGUUUAGUGUUUGCUCGUUUGCUUGAUUGUGGUCCAAGAGAGCGCUUUGAAUUAACUUAAGUAAGCGGAAUAAGCAGCUACUGUAUUGAAGUGAAAUUAAUUAAUGAGUUUGACUAUUAUUGGAAUUGGUUGACUUAUUGCACACUCUCCAGUUUAGGUCAUUACUGGUUCAUUUUUAGUCGCUCGCUCCCUACAGAUUGAUCACAUGGAAACUGUUUCCUGUAGUUUUAUAACCACAACUGACAAGUCAUACGCUUUCUAAUGAACAGUGCAGAUUUUUAGUAAGAGGCAAACAAAUGACUGUACAAACCAUAUCACAUGGAAAUAAAAAAUAUUAUUGUUGUAUCUUUGAAAAUUGAUCUAAAUAAAUAAUUUUAAUAAGAACGUAAGAUUAAUAGUGUAAUGUACAGUGUAUAUCGGAAAUCUUUUUUACAACAUAGAAAAAUAUUCUUUUACAAUAUUGUGCCAUAGUUAAAUAUAUCGUAAGUAGGAGUUUAAAACAGAAACUAGACAAAUUAAAUGAACUUGUUACAGUCCUACAAAAUUGUAAUUCAUAGUUAAAUAUUUCAAAAUGUAAGAAAAGUUGAAGAUGAUGAUUUGAUCCAUCAGUUCAGACGUUAUUAAUAUGGAACUUCUAUGGUUUUUAAAGUUAAUUAAAACAAUCUAAAUACAUAGUUCGCAAUGUUCGUAUUUCAAUUACUUCUUUUGGUGAUUCAGCACUUACCGGUUAUCAAAUGCAGAAAUCUUAAACUAAUAUUUAUUCUGAUUAGUAUUGUAUUAUUAUCAUUAGAUUAUGGCAAACAUUGAAAUAGGCAAGAUUAUUGUAAAA